AUGUCUCAAUUCAGUCAUCUCUGCGAAGGCGAUAAAAUAACUCUCUUGAAGUCGGGCUGUCCUAAGAUUAUCAAUCUUUUAUCAGUCCUUAACUUUAAUUUUGAGGGCAAGUUCUGGACCGUACCCUUUGACAAUGAAAAUGCGGUACAACUUUCACUGGACUUGCUACUGGAAAGGGAUUUGUUUCCGACGGAAAUCCACUAUAAAUUCAUGCAAAAUAUUCAACAGGAAUGCAAUUCCGAUUUGAUCAUGCUUGAUUUGCUUUAA
This is a messenger RNA of Oppiella nova, 267 nucleotides long. The record is from the annotation of a GenBank genome assembly. Lineage: Eukaryota; Metazoa; Arthropoda; Arachnida; Sarcoptiformes; Oppiidae.